Aspergillus novofumigatus IBT 16806 is the source of this 1809-nucleotide messenger RNA. RefSeq names its product E1 ubiquitin-activating protein AOS1. Gene Ontology annotation, cellular component: cytoplasm; SUMO activating enzyme complex. NCBI's taxonomy places the organism in Eukaryota, Fungi, Ascomycota, Eurotiomycetes, Eurotiales, Aspergillaceae. Gene Ontology annotation, molecular function: SUMO activating enzyme activity. Gene Ontology annotation, biological process: protein sumoylation. The transcript is spliced from 4 exons. The record is from RefSeq and is a predicted model, not a curated record. The coding region runs from base 403 to 1599 and encodes 398 amino acids.
CUAGCUUCUGAAUAGUUCUGCCGGCUAUCUGCAUGUGAAUGGCAUUUGAGGCACUGGACGGUUCCCCAUUGCUCUUCUACCCUCUCCCUGGUCCUCUCUCUUCCUGGUGACUGAGCAGCUAGCACUACUCCUCAUCUACACCUCCGGACUUCAUUUAUCAAGGACAGAAGAUCGGCGUCACUUUGGCUGAAACCAGUCAUAUUGCAGGCAACACAUUGACUGUCUCUUGCGCAAUCUAUUACCUCAAGAACUGCUCUCUUCAGGACCGACUUAUUGAGCGCUGAGCGCGAUUCUCUUACUGUCACAACCAUUCUCAACAAAGACACCGGAUCAAUUGGAUUAGGAAAGCAGCUCAAGGAAACCAUUCGCGUGCUGUAAUCCUUCAAACACCCACCAGCCAGCAUGGCAUCGUCGCUAGAAAACGCAGCCCAAUCGAUCAGUGCUGAUGAGAUUGCUCUCUAUGAUCGUCAAAUCCGUCUUUGGGGGGUCAAGGCCCAAGAGAAGAUUCGGUCCGCAAAUAUCCUUCUGAUUACGUUCAAAGCAUUGGCAAAUGAAAUCGCGAAGAAUCUCGUUUUGGCAGGCAUCGGUACUCUUACUAUAGUCGAUCAUGAGACUGUUAAGGAAGAAGACCUUGGAGCUCAAUUCUUCAUAUCCGAGGAGCAUGUUGGUCAGAAUCGCGCCCAAGCUGCGGCCCCGGCGAUACAUGCGAUGAAUCCUAGAGUUCAGCUUCGAAUCGACACAGAAGAUAUCCAGACGAAGCAACCGGACUUUUUCGCGCAAUUCGAUGUUACCAUCGCCACGGAGCUUGACUUUCCAACUUACUCCACAAUCAACGCCGCAUGCCGCAUCUCCAACCGUCCAUUCUAUGCUGCCGGUUUGCAUGGAUUCUACGGCUUCGCAUUCGCCGAUCUAAUUUCUCAUGACUUCGUCAUUGAACGUUCCAAAUCGAAUGUUUCGCCGUCAACCCAAGAGACGCCCACCAGAAGCAUCAUCAAUAUCACCACAAAGAAGGAAAAUGACAAAAUCAUCGAGAUGGUGACCAAGCGGGAAAUCUACUCACCCCUCAUCCUAGCAAACACAUCACCUCUCCCUGAGGACUUGACCCGACUGCCGAGACGACGGAGACAGGUCACGCCACUUCUGACAUGCCUUCGGGCAUUGUGGGAGUUCCAGAAGCUUUCCGGAGGCAGAUUGCCUACAUUCUCCCGGCAAGAUCUUGAACUGUUCACCAAGCUUGCUCGUGACCGUCACCAAGAACUGAAGCUUGACAUCAGCACUUUGGACUCGGAAUUUUUACGAAACUUUUUACAGAAUCUCGGCAGCGAACUGAGCCCUGUGGCGGCGUUUGUGGGCGGUAGCCUCGCGCAGGACGUGAUCAAUGUGCUGAGCGCAAGAGAGCAGCCACUACAGAACCUCUUACUGUUCGACGGCGACAAGUCCGUCGCACCCAUCUACCCUUUGCAUCCUUUCUUCCCACCAGAGGUGGACAAUGCUCUUUCUGCCAUGCCUCCUGUUGCGAAUGCAAUUCCCAUCAACGGCGAACCGAUCGCCGCUCCUCUACCUACUAAUCUACCUACAAGCCUACCUACAAAUAUCUAAAACCUCCCAAUUGUCCCAGUUGCAAGUUGACCGGCGUGUCGGGAGAUCGCACGCACUCUCGAGGCUGCACCUCUGGUCUUCCUCUUAUGCCCACAUGCCUCAAUACUUUUAUGACAUGUACGAUAGGUUCGAAAAUGAAUCUGGCCAAACCAUCUUAAUAUAGACCGCGUCGUCUUUUUGAUACAGGCUGACAUAAAUAUUAGAAAAACA